Molecule: messenger RNA, 1279 nt
Organism: Rhipicephalus microplus (southern cattle tick)
Lineage: Eukaryota; Metazoa; Arthropoda; Arachnida; Ixodida; Ixodidae
Source: RefSeq, a predicted model, not a curated record
AUGUCCGGCUUGUUUACAGUCACGUGUUCCGAUGCACCGCAAAACUGGUAGCUUCCAAGGGCCCGAGGAAGAAAACUGCUUCAAUCGAGAGUGCUUGCAAUCGUAUCGGCUUGGGAAUGCAAAUUCUACAAAUGGCAAUGACUGAAACACUAGCUGCAAGUGGCAUCGGUAACAAGUCGUUUUGUCUCGAGUGCACAGAAGAAGGAAAGGCUGUGGUUCACGUCUUUGAAAGUGAGCUUCAGUUAUGGUGAGGCCUGUGCGAUGACGAGCGAGGACAUCUGGAACUACGUAGCAACAGAGCUGAUGAAUUCGAAACUGAGAGAUGGGGAUCGCUGCAAGUUUGUGGCAUUUCUGUCCUGGACGCGCUAUCAAGGUGAUGGUGUCAGGCCGACGACGCACGGUGAGGUUAUGAAACGAGUGUCGGGUCACGUUAUGGUUGGCGCUGGAGGACUGGCCUUGUGCGGAACGGGUUGCCUCUACACUUGGGCUCAGAAUGCCGACGAGCUCUCUUGGAGGUUGUACGACACGAGGCGGGUGGAUCACCUACGUUUUAUGGACGACAGCAACUACAGGGGCACGCUUUCGGCAUGUUACUCCAGCUCUUUGGGCGGUGUGCUACAUGAAUUAGGCCACACGUUCGGUCUUGGCCACACAGCUGAUGGCAUUAUGGGCCAUGGGUUCCAUGAUAUCUCUCGCAUCUACACAGUUUUGGCUGAUGACUCAGAAUCGGCUGUAAACCACAUUCCUGCUUCAGCUGCACAACCGUCAGAAAGCGUAGACGUCAACAACGGGGACCCACCUCUACCGGGAAAAAUUCGUCUGACAACUCUUGAGCCGAAGAAGUCCCGUGAUGUCGCAGCACGCAUCCAGAGUUCGAAAUCAUCCCCUUCGGGAGCCAGAUGGACACGUUCUUGCGCCCUGAUUUUGAGCUAUCACCCAUGGUUGAACAUCAGCAGGCUGUCAAAUGUUUCUGGCUCAAUCAAGUUUCAUAAUGAGCAGCGGUUGACUUCGCCACAUGGGAUUCACCUAGUCGAAUUCCGCCGCCCCGAAGAUGCAAUGGUCAUCGAAUACUGGGAGUUCCCUGAAGCCGUCAAGGAAGUAUGCAUCGAGGCCAGCAAGUUGAAUUUUCUGCAGUCGCAAGCGUCUGUGCCUUCCUUGGAGCAAGAGAAAGAGUGCAGUGAUAUCGAUUUGCUUUAUGUAUUUUCAAUUGAUACAGCUGGAAACAUGCUAGGAAUAAAUGUUAAUCUGCCACGUAAAUAAACGAAAUUAACACUGUCGA